UCAUCCUUCCUCAUCCAUCAUUCUCAUAAGUAGAGUGCAUCAUUAAAGCCAAGCAAGCAGUGGUCAAUACAAAUCCAUCAUGAAGACCUUUCUCAUCCUUGCCCUCCUUGCUAUCGUGGCGACCACCGCCACAACUGCAGUUAGAGUUCCAGUGCCACAAUUGCAGCCACAAAAUCCAUCUCAGCAACAGCCACAAGAGCAAGUUCCAUUGGUACAACAACAACAAUUUCCAGGGCAGCAACAACAAUUUCCACCACAACAGCCAUAUCCGCAACCGCAACCACUUCCAUCACAACAACCAUAUCUGCAGCUGCAACCAUUUCCGCAGCCGCAACCAUUUCCGCCACAACUACCAUAUCCGCAGCCGCAAUCAUUUCCACCACAACAACCAUAUCCACAACAGCAACCACAGUAUCUGCAACCACAACAACCAAUUUCGCAGCAACAAGCACAACAACAACAACAAAUCCUUCAACAAAUUUUGCAACAACAACUGAUUCCAUGCAGGGAUGUUGUCUUGCAACAACACAACAUAGAGCAUGCAAGCUCACAAGUUUUGCAACAAAGUUCUUACCAGCUAUUGCAACAAUUAUGUUGUCAACAAUUGUUGCAGAUCCCUGAGCAGUCGAGGUGCCAAGCCAUCCAUAAUGUUGCUCAUGCUAUUAUUAUGCAUCAACAACAACAACAACAACAACAAGAACAACAACAACAGUUGCAGCAACAACAACAACAGCAGCAACUGCAACAACAACAACAACAACCGUCGAGCCAGGUCUCCUUCCAACAGCCUCAGCAGCAAUAUCCAUCAAGCCAGGUCUCCUUCCAGCCAUCUCAGCUAAACCCACAGGCUCAGGGCUCUGUCCAACCUCAACAACUACCCCAGUUCGCGGAAAUAAGGAACAUAGCGCUACAGACGCUACCUGCAAUGUGCAAUGUCUACAUCCCUCCACAUUGCUCGACCACCAUUGCGCCAUUUGGCAUCUUCGGUACCAACUGAGAAGAGAAGAACUCUAGUACUAGAUAUAUGAAACACCAUUUUCUUAGUCCAUGGUUUGGUCGUUGUAGCAGUGAAAAAAAUAAAGUGACAUGCACUAUCAUGUAAGAACCCGAACUAUACUAGUUCAAACUUGGGAAUAAAAGACAAAUACAUGUCUUGUCUACA
This is a messenger RNA of Triticum dicoccoides, 1162 nucleotides long. RefSeq names its product alpha/beta-gliadin A-V. NCBI's taxonomy places the organism in Eukaryota, Viridiplantae, Streptophyta, Magnoliopsida, Poales, Poaceae. Bases 80 to 997 code for a protein of 305 amino acids. The transcript has a single exon. The record is from RefSeq and is a predicted model, not a curated record. Gene Ontology annotation, molecular function: nutrient reservoir activity.